Messenger RNA from Ctenopharyngodon idella (grass carp), 7331 nucleotides. RefSeq names its product xin actin binding repeat containing 2b (gene xirp2b). Gene Ontology annotation, biological process: actin filament organization; actin cytoskeleton organization. The coding region runs from base 216 to 7331 and encodes 2371 amino acids. Gene Ontology annotation, molecular function: actin filament binding. The record is from RefSeq and is a predicted model, not a curated record. Gene Ontology annotation, cellular component: focal adhesion; stress fiber. The transcript has a single exon. NCBI's taxonomy places the organism in Eukaryota, Metazoa, Chordata, Actinopteri, Cypriniformes, Xenocyprididae.
AGAGCUAUUAGAGCUGAAACGUCUCUGCAAACACAUCCACCCUGAUGUGAGGAAAGAGCUGGAAAAAGAUUUCUACAAUGAUGAGGACACUGAAGCAGUAGGAGACAGUUCAAGAGGUAGCAUACCAGUUUGAACACACUGGCAGCAAUUCAAACGGAAGCCCGGAUCGCGAAUAUUUGGAGUGGGAUGAGAUUCUGAGAGGUGAAGUGCAGUCCAUGCGCUGGAUGUUUGAGAACAAACCUUUGGACUCCAUUAAGAAUGACUCGGAUAAUGAAGAGGAUAGCAAAAAGAUCAUUCAGCAGGAAAUCAUCGCUGGAGGUGACGUUAGGAACACAGCUAUGAUGUUCGAGAUGCAGCCCAUGGAUACACUGGGACUGCAACAUGAUUCAACUAAACAGAACUAUCUAGUAAAUGAAGUGGGGAAAAGAGAUGUUCGUGCGGCCGCUUGGUUGUUCGAGACAAAGCCGAUGGAUUCGCUAAAUAAAAUUCACACUGAUGAUGAGCAAACCAAAGAAGUCAUCUUCACACAAGAAGCCACUGAAGGGGAUGUGAAGUCUGUGAGGUAUAUGUUUGAAAACCAAGAAAUGGAUUCUUUGGGAGACACGGAAACCAUGGAUGAGAAGCAACUGCUGAGCCUGAAGUCUGUACUAGAGGAGAUCAAGUCAGAAGUGAAGAAAGUCAUAUGGAUGUUUGAGACGCAAUGCAUGUGUGUUAUGAGGGAACACACCGGUGAAAUGGUUCUGAUUACUUCUGUCCGUCGAGAGGAGACGGAGAAAGGGGAUGUCAAAACAUCAAGAUGGCUCUUCGAAACGCAGCCUUUGGAUGACAUUGACAUUGAACUUUCUCAGGUCAGGCUCAUCUCCAGUAUAUCCAUGGAAGACAACCAGCUGGACGGUGUGAAAAGGGGAAGGUGGCUGUUUGAGACCAAGAGACUUGACUCCAUAACCGCCCAGUGGGAGAGAAUGCAACAGCGGCAGAAAGAAGAAAUUAUUGGGGCAGAUGUACGAAAACACUGCAUGGUGUUCGAGACGCAGCCUAUGGACACGCUUAAAGAUGAUGCCAACUCCAGACCUGUCACCACAGAACAGAUUAUUGGAGGUAAUGUUCGCUCUGUGAGACACUUAUUUGAAAAUGCUCCACCGGAUGAACUCAAAGAGCUUCCUGAGGUGGGAAAACUAAAUAAAAAGGCAGUGUUUGAAGAAGGAAAAGGUGAUGUGAGACACCAGAAAUGGGUGUUUGAGAAUAAACCGCUGGAGAAAAUCAAAGAUGAGGAUGAUGAGGUAAACCGACUUAAGAAAACCAUAGCGUCUGAUGAAGAAAGAGGUGAUGUGAGACAUCAAAGAUGGCUGUUUGAAAACCAACAUUUGGAAGACAUUCAAGAGGAAAAGAGGCAGUUCAUAAAAACAAUUGAUUCUGAACAAAUAGAUCGAAGUUACAAGGGUGAUGUCCUCAGAAAUUGUUGGGUGUUUGAGACGCAACCGAUGGAUACGUUGAAGGACGAUUCCAAUGCCAGGCCAUUAAGUGCAGAGGAAAUUAUUGGAGGUGACGUUCAAUCUGCCAGACACUUUUUUGAGACUGCUCCAAAAGAUGAGAUGAAAGAGCUUGCAGAGGUGGGGAAACUCAAAAGAAUGAUGACAUCUGAGGAGAAGGGAGAUGUUAGACACCAGAAGUGGCGGUUUGAGAGCCAGCCGCUGGAGCAGAUCAGAGAGGAGAAAAAGGAAAUAACAAGAACUGUGAAUCUUGAGGAUAUCGAAAAUGUGGACGUAAGCAAUUACAAGCAAAUCUUUGAAACAUAUGAUUUAAGCCAAUAUGACGAAAGUCAGAAGAUUCAAGUUGAGGGUGUAACCACUGGCUCUGUGAGAUCAAAUAAAGAUUUAUUUGAGUCUAUGCCAUUGUACGCUUUGCAAGACAGUUCCGGGCAUUACCACGAAGUCAGAACCGUACGGCGGGAAGAAAUCGUCAAAGGAGAUGUCAGAAGCUGCCAGUGGAUGUUUGAAACUCGCCCAAUUGACCAAUUCGACGAGAGCAUCACUAAAUUCCAAAUCAUAAAGGGCAUAACCCAACAAGAGGUCGAAUCUGGAGAUGUCAAGACAGCAAAAUGGCUUUUUGAAACCCAGCCUCUCGAUGCCAUUAAGUAUUUUAGCAAUAUUGAAGACGAGGAGUGUGUUACUAGGGAAACAGCAGAAAUAGUGAAAGGUGAUGUUAAAACCUGUAAGUGGCUUUUUGAGACCAAACCUAUAGACAUGCUUUAUGAAAGGGAAGAGUUUAAGAGUACAAAAGAUUCUGAUGAAAUUCAAAAAGGGGAUGUAAAAACAUGCACUUGGCUUUUUGAAACUCAAACCCUUGAUGCCAUACAGGAUAACUCUGAGACAGUGUUGCAAACUCGCACUGUGAAACAAGAGGACAUUCAUGGAAAAAAUGUCCGCAUGGCGCGUUUCCUGUUUGAGACAGAAAACCUGGAGAACAUUGCUGGAGAAGAGCAGGAAGCUUUUAAGAGUGUGACUGAGAUAGACAUACAAUCCGGGGACGUGUCUCGGAUGAAAUACAUAUUCGAGACCCAAUCUUCUGACAUGAUGAGCUCAACCUCUGAGGAUGUCAUGAGACAGCUGAGGAGUGCUCAGGCUGAGGAUAUUCAGAAAGGAAAUGUUGGAAACUGCAAAUGGCUAUUUGAAAACCAGCCCAUAGAUGCAAUCUCAGAGACCCCCAGCGAGCUGAAAGGAGCUCGAACAGUCCAAGAUGUUCAGGGAGGUGAUGUUGAUAAAGGCAGAUUCAUUUUUGAGACCUACUCGUUAGAUGAGAUUCAAGACACGUCCUCUGAGGCUGAAAUGAGAAGGCUGCAGAAAGUCAUUAGAGAGGAUGAGGAGAAAGGAGAUGUAAAAACUUACGCCAUGAUGUUUGAAACUCAGCCUCUCUAUGCCAUCCAAGACAAAGAAGGCCAUUAUCAUGAAGUGACCACACUUACAAAAGAAGAAAUACAAAGAGGUGAUGUAGUAGGAGCCCGCUGGCUGUUUGAAACAAAGCCUCUGGACUCAAUUAAAGAGACAGAUGAAGUCUACCUCUUAAAAGCUGUUACAGAGGAAGAUAUCCACAAAGGUGAUGUCAGCUCAGCGAGAUGGAGGUUUGAAACCCAGCCCCUUGAUAAGAUUGCAGAAGAUGCCAAAAUAUCAAUCAAAACUGUUGAGGACAUUCAGGGAGGAGAUGUUAAGACAAACAAGCAGCGUUUUGAAUCUGAUGCAAUGUCUCAAAAGUUGGUACGUACUGUCAGCAUGAGUGAGAUUCACAAAGGGGAUGUUAGGACAGCAAAAUGGAUGUUUGAAACUCACACAAUAGACCAGAUACAUGCUGAAAAGUCAGAAGAUGAGAUGAACACUGUUGUUAUGGAGGAACAGCUGAAGGGGGAUGUUAAACAGUCUGUGUGGCUAUUUGAAAAGAAUCCUCUUGAUCAUAUUAAUGACAGUGAUGAAAGUAAACAGGUAACUUGUGAAGUCAUCCCCAAAGCAGAUGUAAAAACCACAACGUGGCUUUUUGAAACAACGCCGUUCACUGAAUUUAAUGAGAGCAACUUAGAGAAGCCAGAAGUCAUUGGUAAAAGUGUCAAAGCCACCCUCGAUGAACUGUACACCCAGAGAAUGGUAGACUCCAAAGGCAUCAUCAUAGAGGCAGAUGAAAUUGGAGACAUUCGCAUGGCUAAGUACAACCUCAUGAAUAAAGAAGCUCCCCAAAUCCAAAGAGAAGACAUCAUUAAAGGAGAUCUGCAAAGCAUCAUGAUUAACCUCCUCGACAGACAGGAGAAAACAGAGAAGAAAAUCAUUAUAAAUGCAGAGGAGAGGGGAGACAUCAGCGGCACCGUGCAACAGCUGCUCCAAGAGCACAGUGGCACUUCUGUAGAGAAAGAGGAGAUAAUAAGAGGUGACAUUCAGGAAGCCAUAAACAACCUGCUGAAAGAGGAGAGCACUGGCAAACGGGGCAUUCUCAUUCAAGAAGACGAAAAGGGGGAUAUUCGUAUGACCAUCUACUCUUUAUUCAAUUCUCAUGAGGAAUCAAACACUCAGAAAGAAAAUAUAGUCAGAGGUAAUGUGAAAGGCUGCCUAGAGAGACUUUGCAAUCCAGACACAGAGGAGAUUGCGAGAAUUAAAGUGGAUGAAGCAGAAAGGGGAAAGGUGAGCUUUUAUUCUACGUGUAUUGAGUCUGGUGCGCUCGAUUACCUCAAAAAGCUGCAGGUAGAGCCAGAUGAGGCCGACCCAGAUAAAAUUGAAAAAGAGGAAAUCAUUGGUGGUGAUAUUAAAGAAAUGAAACUCAGCCUGACACGUAAUCAAGCUCAAAUCGGUCGUCUGGUGGACAGGGAAGAUAUAGUCCCGGGCGAUGUGCAUAACACAGUUAAGGUUUUCAUGACCGAGCCUCCAGUCUCAUUUGAACAUUUACAGAGAGAAGAGAUUGUGAGAGGAGACCUGCAAGCAGUGAUGAAUUCACUGACACAGUCUGUAAACCAGGCCGUUGUUUUGGAGAAAGAAGUUGUCGUUCGAGCUGAUUUACCUACAACACUGAGGUCUCUAGAGGAGGCCCAGAAUCAGCCCAGAGACGUGGAAAAGCCGGAAAUCAUUCCUGGUAACAUCAAAGGAGCACUGAAAUCACUCAAAGACUCAGCUUCCACCAAGGUGGAAAUUGUCAUAGAAGAUUUAGUGCCAGGUGACAUCAAAGGUACGUUGAAAUCGCUGGAGGAGGCCAAAUAUGCAGUGAAAGAAGUGGAGAAGGAGAUGAUUGUAAAGGGUGACAUUCACACGGCAAUACAGAGUCUACAAGAAGCGUCAAAUGAGAGAAAGGUUUACCAGCAGGAGAUUGGUGUCCAGGGAGAUGUGAAAGGCAAGAUUCAACUCUUACUCGAGCCUCCUCCAUCUCCCAGAAUGCAACGCAGGGCAAGCACAGAGGGAGAUGUGAAGUUUUCCAUAAAAUCACUCUAUGACACCCAAGAGCAAGUGCAAUCAGAGAAAGAAGAGGUGAUAAAAGGAGAUGUUAAGGGCACAAUAAAAUCUUUAAUGGAAACAGCACGGAGAGCGAGCCCAACAAUUCCCAGAAGGGAGCCGAUAAGAAAGGUCAAAGUUCCCGUCAAGACCUCAUCUCCGUCAGUGAAAGACAUCCCGGCAGAGAGUCCUACCCCUGUGGUCAAAAACCUUGAUGUGAGCAGUGAAUCACAGAGGAGCACUCACAAGCAAUCAACGCAAAACAGAUACGCAUCUCAAGAGAGUACUACAAUUACCGGCCACACCACAACAUGCAACCAGGAGACAAAGACCACAGUGUUGGAGCACAAAACAAUUGUACAAACACACGGUGUCAAAACAUUAAAGACUGACUUCCGCAACCUCAAAAAAAGUGGCUGUAAGGGUUUAAUCAGGCUGGAGAAAAGAAAACAGAAGGAAAUGUAUAUGCCACCUCCUCCUUCUGACCCCGAACCCCCACUACCUCCCCCUCCAUCACCCCCUCCGGAUUAUGAUAGCAUCUUAUUUCCCACUCCUCCUCCUAGCAUCAGGGGUGAUCAUGAUCUUCCUCCUCCACCCACUCCCCCUCCUCCUUGCGAUCCAGCCAAGACAGAACUUGACCAUUUACCUCCUCCACCAACCCCACCACCUCCUCCUCUUGUUCCAGCCACAGCUGAGCUAGACCUCCUCCCUCCCCCUCCCACAGAGCAGGAGCUAGACCUCCUUCCACUGCCCAGCAUAACACCAUCCAAACCUACUAAAAUGACUGUCAAACCCAUCAAAGCGCCAAUGUUGUGCAAAGUACCCAAACUUGAGCCAGCAAUUUCAUUCGAGAAAAUGGAUGGGCAGGCUGCGCAAGAGACCAGGUGUAGAAAAAAUGUCACCACAUCAUCGGUCAGUUGCACCGUGUUAUCCUCUGAAAUUCAGUCUGCUUUUACAAAACAGCCACCGGAGUCUCCACGGCCUCCCAAGAAAGUUUUCGCCCCCUUGACACUCACCCCGCCCGCCUCUCCUCCUCCACCGUGCAAAUCCCCAGUAAGCAAAUUCAAAACCCCAUUAAUACAAGCCGAACAGAAGUACAGACAGCAGAGGGAGGAAAGCUGCACGCCACCACCGCCGCACACCCCGGCCUUUGAAAUCCGUAUGCACGAGUCAGUCAGCGCAGCCCUUGAAAUGCUUUCUUCAGAGAGCACGGGCACGGUGCAAUCAGAGGCAAGCAUAUCAUUUGAUUUCACUCAAGAGAGAGCUCAAAAGAGUGUGACCAAAUCCGAAUCAGCCGCAGACUCAUAUGAUUCAUCCAAGCACACAGCUCUCUCAAACGCUCCCCCAAGCAAGGCUUUGAUCGCUGCUGCAAAUGAGAAAUCUCCUCCAGAAUCUCCUGUUAUUUCCUCAGUUAAACAGGGCAUUAUCUCUAAUCAGUCAUCUCAGGGCUCUUCAGGUCAGCAGCAGACCACCUCCACUUCAACUAAAAAGAAAAAGAAGCGAUCCAUGACAACUAAUAUACAGCAGGUGACGAGGACGGUUAUUAAAAACACAACACAAGAAGAAAUAAAGGCCUCUGUCAAAACAGACGAACCUCAGAGUGUCUCUAAAAGUGUAUCCGAGACUGCUGGAAAAGAUGUGAGCAGCAUAUCUUUAUCUGAGUACAAAACAAAAGAGGAAAGCUCUCCAAAGAAAAAUCAAGAAAAAAACUCCCCUGAUCGAUCCAAACCAAACAAAGAGAGUCAAAUUAAGGAUGCUGAGCAGAAGCCACAAAAGGUCGACAGUCAAAAGGCAAAGAAAGUUAGCAAAAGCAUUAAACUGGAGAGCAAGGAGAAAACCACAGCGGAGCCGGAUAAUGUUCAAGUGAAAGAAAGCAUUGAAAGAAGCCCCACUGAAACAGAGGGUAAAGUAGAGAAAGAGGCCAAAGUGAAACCUGUAGAGGAGCCCCCUGCCACUCCAAAAAAGAAAAGGAGGAGCAAGAAUAAGAAAGACAGAGAGACAGCUCAAGGCAACAAUGCCGCAUCCCUCUCGCCCACAGAGGCCACGCCUGCUGAGCCUAAGUGGCCAGUCCUGACAUCUGAUAAAAAACAAGAGGAAAUCACUGUUGAGCAAGCACAGCACUCCAUUCAAACGGGGGACACAGAGGUUUACAAGGAGGUCAUCAAAACUGAAAGUACAGUCCAACAGCAGAGUUUCCAUGAGGAGGGCCUGACUGUGAAAUUUCAAAAGCAGGCCGGUGGAAGCCAGCAGAUUUAUGAGGAAUCAAAAGAUGAAAGCAGAAAUGUUCCAAUAAAAAUGACAGGGAAAUCUGCACAAAAGGAGCCUGCUGAGUCCUCGGCUGAGAGUAGCAGCACAUCUCUAAGUCAAGCCUGA